AAGAGUUGAGUUUUAAAUUGUGCUGCAUUUUAGUAAUAAAUUGUGCUGCAUUUUAGUAAUAAAUUGUGCUAGAAAACUAAUUUAUGAACUUCCUGUACGAUUAAUUUAAAUUUGUUUUGUUCUUUAUAUGUAAUAUUUUAAAUAUAUUAAGUAUUUUGUGGAUUUACAAUGGUGGAUGAUGAUGUCGAUAUGUGCGAAAACGAAAGUUUGCUAAAUAAUAAUAAAAAUUUAAAUAUGGAAUCGUGCUUUGCUGUAGGGAAAGAAAUAGAAUCCGUAUUGUCUAAGUUCGAACAUUUAAGCGAACAAGCAAAAAUUAUGCUCGCAGACAUGUCGUCGCAGCUAGAGAAUCUGAACAAAGAUAUUCAAGAAGCUCCUCCUUAUAUGCUGCUGACACCAGCGCAAUCAACAAUGAUAAAGCAAAUUUUAGACAGGGUGAAAGAGAAUCUAUUUCGCUUAACUGCUGAUCAUAAGGACCUUCAUGGUAAUGUGAGUAAGGUUGGAAAAUCUAUUGAUCGAAAUUUUAUAUCAGAUUACUCUACUACAGAUCGUGAAGAUGUGUUUAGGGACCCCAAAAAUACAGUAUUGUUAAACCGAAUUAUAAUUCAACAUCUUCAAUAUAAGGGAAUGGAUGAAAUUGCAGACACAUUUGUAAAUGAAUGUGGUAUGCCUAAAGAAAUAGAAACCGUACAUGAAUCAUAUAAUGAAAUUAGAUCAAUAUUAAGUGGCAUCCAGAAGCACAACAUUGAACCUGCUUUAAAUUGGGCAAUCACACAUAGUGCCAUUCUUGAAGCCAAAAACUCUUCCUUAGAGUUCAAGUUGCAUCGUUUGGCAUUUUUGCAAGUGAUAGCACGUGGGGUGGAUUGUCAGAUAGAUGCAAUCAAAUAUGCACGAUUGUAUUUUCAUAAGUUUGUAAAAAAAUUUUCUCGAGACAUUCAGAUGCUUAUGGGAAUGUUGAUGUAUUUACCUCAUGGUUUGAAGCACUCGCCUUAUAGUCAUUUACUAUUGCCAGAGCUGUGGAUUGAGGCAGCUCAUUGCUUUGUUCAUGAUGCUUGCAGUGUUUUAGGAUUAAAUGCUGAAAGCCCAUUAACUUUAUCUAUUAAUGCUGGUUGCACGGCUUUGCCAGCUUUACAGAAUAUAAAGCAAGUAAUGCAAUCUAGACAAGUGCUUGGGAUAUGGAAUGGAAGAGAUGAAUUGCCAAUAGAAAUUGAUUUAGGACCUGAUAAUCGUUAUCACUCGGUGUUUGCUUGCCCUAUUCUGAGACAGCAAAGUACAGAGGAGAAUCCUCCAAUGAAAUUAGUUUGUGGACAUGUCAUUUCACGUGAUGCAUUAAAUAAACUAUGCAAUGGUUCAAAAUUGAAGUGCCCCUAUUGUCCAAUGGAACAGUCGCCAUCUGAUGCAAGGCUGGUUUUCUUUUAGUUUUAUUUGCUGUUGUUUCCAGUGCUAUUUAUUCUUAAUUAA
This is a messenger RNA of Ctenocephalides felis (cat flea), 1458 nucleotides long. RefSeq names its product protein RMD5 homolog A (gene Sou). The transcript has a single exon. Gene Ontology annotation, molecular function: protein binding; ubiquitin protein ligase activity. Bases 169 to 1416 code for a protein of 415 amino acids. The record is from RefSeq and is a predicted model, not a curated record. Gene Ontology annotation, cellular component: GID complex; cytoplasm; nucleus. Gene Ontology annotation, biological process: proteasome-mediated ubiquitin-dependent protein catabolic process. Lineage: Eukaryota; Metazoa; Arthropoda; Insecta; Siphonaptera; Pulicidae.